This is a messenger RNA of Mustela erminea (ermine), 1463 nucleotides long. It is a transcript of the gene DDIT3, whose product is annotated as DNA damage inducible transcript 3. Gene Ontology annotation, biological process: intrinsic apoptotic signaling pathway in response to endoplasmic reticulum stress; ER overload response; negative regulation of transcription by RNA polymerase II. Gene Ontology annotation, cellular component: CHOP-ATF4 complex; cytoplasm; CHOP-C/EBP complex. NCBI's taxonomy places the organism in Eukaryota, Metazoa, Chordata, Mammalia, Carnivora, Mustelidae. The transcript has 2 exons. Gene Ontology annotation, molecular function: RNA polymerase II cis-regulatory region sequence-specific DNA binding; DNA-binding transcription activator activity, RNA polymerase II-specific; protein heterodimerization activity. Bases 740 to 1246 code for a protein of 168 amino acids. The record is from RefSeq and is a predicted model, not a curated record.
UUACCAUCCCUUUCCCAAAACCAAUUCUUAAGAGAUGCUGCUUAGGGUCCCUGUACUGGGGCCCUACUAAGUUAUGAAAACAGCUAAAGAAAACAGGAGAGGAGGAUUUGAAUCUGAGCAGACAUUUGCUGACAGGCCACAUCCAUCUUCCUGGCCUGCCCCUAUCUAGGUGACCAAAUCACUAUUCUUAGAGCAUGUCCUAAUUGAAAGCUGGCUGAGUGAGCAGUCAUCCCCAGCAAAGUUAAUUUUUUGGUCUUACCACACCUCAGCCCCCAUCAAGAUUAGACUCACCCAGAGGACUCCCCUCACAGGAGGAGAAAGGAACACAAGAUGGUCUGAUAAUCGCCCCCUGAAAACUACCAACAGAGUUCCUCAAGGGAGGCUCAGGACUUUUACCAGGAUCCCAUAAGAAUGUAUGUGGUAGACCCAUGCUUCUUCAAAUGCCAGGCAAAAAGCAGCAAAGAGGGAAUAUUGAUACAGACCAAUUGAUACAUUUGACAGGGCCAAACAGUAAAUAUUUUGGAUGCUGAGGUCUUCACUCUUACAGCAUGAAGGCAGCCAUAAACAAUAUGUAAAUAAAUGAAUGUAGUUAUGUUCCAGUAAAACUGUAUCUGCAAACAGGUACCAGGCAAGUUUGCCAACCUAUAUAGACUAUCUGAUUGCUUUAUGGAGUUGUUCCUCUCCCCCCAACCCCUCAUCCUGAGUAUGUCCUUUUCCAGAACGUGAUCAAACUGCAGAGAUGGCAGCUGAGUCCUUGCCUUUUUCCUUCGGGACACUGUCCAGCUGGGAGCUGGAAGCCUGGUAUGAGGACCUGCAAGAAGUGCUGUCCUCAGAUGAAAAUGGGGGUACCUACAUUUCCCCCUCUGGAAACAAGGAGGAAGAAUCAGAAACCUUCACCACUCUUGACCCUGCCUCUCUGGCUUGGCUGACUGAGGAGCCAGGACCAGCAGAGGUCACAAACAGCUCCCAGAGCCCUCGCUCUCCAGAUUCCAGUCAGAGCUCCCUGGCUCAGGAGGAAGAAGAGGAAGACCAGAGAAGACCCAGGAAGCGGAAACAGAGUGGUCAGUCCCCAGCUGUGGCUGGAAAGCAACGCAUGAAGGAGAAAGAACAAGAGAAUGAAAGGAAAGUGGCACAGCUAGCUGAAGAGAAUGAACGACUCAAGCAGGAAAUCGAGCGCCUGACCAGGGAGGUAGAGGCGACUCGCCGAGCUCUCAUUGACCGAAUGGUUAAUCUGCACCAAGCAUGAAGAGUUGGGACCAUCAUUUCCCCCUCGGGCCACCACCUACCUUUCGCAAAAGUGGCCGCUGACCAUCUUUCUCCAGUGCCAAUGAUGUGACCCUCAACCCCAUCUAUUCAGGAGGCGGGAAAGCUUGGGGUAGACAACAGGAAAGGGUCUGAGCAUGUAUAUAGAGAUUGUAAAUUUAUUUAUUACUGUCCAUAUCCAUUAAAGUAACUUUCUAUGA